GUGGGGGAGGGAGUGCCGGCUGGGAGCCAGCUAGAACCCGACAGCCCUGGGGCCACCUGGCUGACACCCAUACAGCUUCCUCCGAGUCACCAUAUAGGGCACAAAGAUGCUAGGAGGAGGGGACAGGGCUGAAGUCCAAGUUCUACUCCCUGGAGGAAGGGACUGACUUCACUCACACACGAAAGUGUCUGGUGCCUUAGUUAGGAGGCAGCCAGCCAGCCUGGUUCCAGUCCCCAGCUCUGCUUAUGACAGCCUGAGACCGGGCCAGGGCCACUGUCCUCGGCUUUCUACUGCGGUCAACGGGGCUGCUGUCCACCUGAUCACUAAACUCAAACAGCACAGCACGUAGGGCACCUCCUGGCAUGUGGUCGGAGCCCCACAUCGCUGGACUGUUGCCAUUAGACACCAGCUACGUGCCAGGCCAUGCUAAAUGCUGGGACGGGAACACAGCCACAAGCGGUGAGAAUCUAACCCGACCGGAUUUAAAGGCCAGCAAAGAGAACCCAAGUCAACACAGGAAGUUCAGACGCUUCCUGAUCGGAGAAGAUGGGCUUGUGUACGAAGGCCGGGGCUGGAAGGUCAAGGGUGACCACGCAGGUCGCGCCUGGAACCCCAUAUCCAUCGGCAUCACCUUCAUGGGCAACUACAUGGAGCGGGUGCCCCCACCCCGGGCCAUCAGGGCUGCCCAGAGUCUGCUGGCUUGUGGAGUGGCUCAGGGAGCUCUGAUGCCCAACUACGAAGUCAAAGGACACCGGGAUGUGCAGCAGACGCUCUCUCCAGGCGACCGGCUCUACGAACUCAUCCAGGAGUGGCCACAAUACAGGGGGUGAGGCCCUGGCUGCCUCCACCCCCAGUCAGAAACCCAUGGCCUCCCCCUCCAAUAAAGGUGCAACUCGAAAC
Messenger RNA from Molossus molossus (Pallas's mastiff bat), 900 nucleotides. It is a transcript of the gene PGLYRP1, whose product is annotated as peptidoglycan recognition protein 1. Lineage: Eukaryota; Metazoa; Chordata; Mammalia; Chiroptera; Molossidae. Gene Ontology annotation, molecular function: N-acetylmuramoyl-L-alanine amidase activity; zinc ion binding; peptidoglycan binding. The record is from RefSeq and is a predicted model, not a curated record. Gene Ontology annotation, biological process: defense response to Gram-positive bacterium; detection of bacterium; peptidoglycan catabolic process. Bases 363 to 830 code for a protein of 155 amino acids. The transcript has 3 exons.